Stegostoma tigrinum is the source of this 8127-nucleotide messenger RNA. Its product is annotated as probable E3 ubiquitin-protein ligase RNF144A-A. Gene Ontology annotation, molecular function: ubiquitin conjugating enzyme binding; ubiquitin protein ligase activity; zinc ion binding. The record is from RefSeq and is a predicted model, not a curated record. Lineage: Eukaryota; Metazoa; Chordata; Chondrichthyes; Orectolobiformes; Stegostomatidae. Gene Ontology annotation, cellular component: cytoplasm; Golgi apparatus; ubiquitin ligase complex. Bases 478 to 1359 code for a protein of 293 amino acids. The transcript has 10 exons. Gene Ontology annotation, biological process: ubiquitin-dependent protein catabolic process; positive regulation of proteasomal ubiquitin-dependent protein catabolic process; protein polyubiquitination.
GCUGGCUGGCGAAGCUGGCAGUGACGCAGCUAGCCGCCCAUGGAGUGCAAUCUGCGUCGCGGUUCUACUGCCGGGUGCAGCCGGUGCCACCUAUGUAGACAAUAGGGGAGUGAAGCAAACACGCAGUCUCACACACAGAAAUACUCAAGACUUAAAUUUGGGCAGAGUAUCCGGGAGCGGAGAAAGAGCAGGACUUUCCCGAAAAAACGCCUAUUUCGACAGGUUUUGCAACUGUACCUCCAACCAAAGAGACAAAGCAGUGAUGGAACAGUCCCUUUGAAUAACUAAACAGUACACAAAGACUGUGUGGAAUGGAUCAGCGUCUCAGCAUCCUACUGUACGUCUCUGUCAUAUAUUGGAAGGAAGUUAUUCAAUAAUCAACGAAGAGGUCAGUUUCAUGUUAUGUUUAAGAUCAGCCACCAAUGACUUCUUUGUUCACCACCUCUUUUGGAACUUGGUCCAUCAAUUCAGCUUAGAAUGACAACAGCAAGAUAUAGGCCUACUUGGGACCUGGCACUAGAUCCCCUUGUCUCUUGUAAAUUGUGCCUUGGGGAAUAUCCAUUGGAGCAAAUGACAACAUUAUCACAAUGUCAAUGCAUAUUCUGUACCCUGUGUCUGAAACAAUACGUGGAACUUUUAAUUAAAGAGGGCCUGGAAUCCUCAAUCAGCUGUCCUGAUGCUGCCUGCCCAAAGCGAGGUCACCUUCAGGAAAAUGAGAUCGAAUGUGUUGUUGCAGCAGAACUUAUGCAGAGAUAUAAAAGAUUGCAGUUUGAAAAAGAAGUACUUUUGGAUCCAUGCCGAACCUGGUGCCCAUCCUCCACUUGCCAGUCAGUCUGCCAACUGAAGGAGGAAUUACAGAAGCCCCAGUUGGUACAGUGUGCAGCCUGUAACUUGGAGUUUUGCUCCCUUUGCAAAGCAAACUGGCAUCCGGGGCAGGCUUGCCAAGAAAACCUGCCUGUUAGCUCACUUCUUCCCGGUGAAUCAAGCUCAUUCUUUGAAAAUGAUGAGGAGGAUGAUGUUCCAAUCAAACGUUGUCCAAAGUGCAAAGUCUACAUUGAAAGAGACGAAGGAUGUGCACAGAUGAUGUGUAAAAACUGCAAGCAUGCCUUUUGCUGGUACUGCCUGGAAUCGCUUGAUGAUGACUUUCUAUUAAUUCAUUAUGACAAAGGACCUUGCCGCAACAAACUUGGUCACACUCGCGCCUCUGUCAUUUGGCACAGAACCCAGGUAGUUGGAAUAUUUGCAGGCUUUGGCCUUUUGCUGUUGGUGGCAUCACCUUUCCUCCUGCUGGCCACACCAUUUGUCCUCUGCUGCAAGUGCAAAUGUAACAAAGGGGAUGAUGAUCCUUUACCUACAUAGACCCGGUGCUCAGAAACGGGGCAAAGUUAUUUAAUGAACGUUUUUUCUGUUUUAACUGCAGUUUUAAACUGUCUUAUUUUAGCCCAUCAUAUAUCCCAGUGCCAGAAUUUGCUUUCCUGAUUUCCACCAUUUAAAUCACACUCCAGAGUCCGAGAGUGCAGUGAAUCAAAACGCAAAAGUUUGGAAGAGGUGAAAUCCGGUUUUCCAGACAACAAUUUAUUCAUAGUAAAUGAACAGAAACAUAGUACUCUGCACGAAGGCUCUGGAAUAUAUUUGGUAAGCUUAGAAAAGUUCUCGUUUAAAUGGUUUCAAAAAAGCAAUAUCCGUAGCAAUGUGCUGCUGUUCACUUAACUACAAAACGUAUAAGGUUACAUGAAGAAAAAAAAUUUGCAAUGUUUUAUUUAACAGAAAAUGCACAACAGAUGCUUCAGAUUUUGUACAGACAAUAGGCACACCAAUAUUUCAGACCGUCCUGUCAGAAUAGAUGGUUGUAACAGGUCAUGUCAUCAUAGGUUAUCUAUUUAUCAAAAUAAGUUCAUUCUUUUAUUGCAAAAAGCACGCACGUUACUGACUGUAAAAAACCAGUAGUCAAUUUUACUAAAGAAAAACCCUUCAUAAGACAUUUUGUUGAUUUUAUGAGGCAUUUAAAUAUUUCAUACUUAUUAGGUCAUUUACAGAUGCCUUUUAUCUGAAUCCGUUUCUAGUAUCUCUGUCUUUUUAUGUUUCUGUUUUUAAGUUGCUAAAUGUGUAAAGGUGCACUGACUCUUAACAGUUACCUGCAAUAAAAGGCUGAAGUUUCCUGGUACUAUAGAAAUAUGUUUCACGGCAAAUGUCAUGGAAAGUGGGGAAGAACAUGUCAGAUCACCUUCCCAAGGCCUUCCUGCCGUUGGAGGAAUUUUGUAGGAAGGAGAUGGGAAUAGGAUGAGUAGCUCAGUCAAUGGGGCAGGCAGCCAAUUAAGGCCAUAAUUUGAAGCUAUUUUCUCAAGAUGUGUGUAGGAUUUGGCAUCUCUGCUGCCAACGCGGUAUAUGUCUUAACGUGUGGUCUCAGUUGAUAGUGUAGAUGUCAGAGAUGCACUUCAGCGUAAAGGGUAGCAUCUGUAACUUUUGUUACAUUUGCUCUCACUCCAAAUCAUUGCCUUAAUGGUUUCAUCCAAUGAUUUUGAGCAUCUUUCCUGAUCCGGUUCUUGUAAUUUACCAAUUUGUCGGUGGGCAUGAGAUGGAGGAGUGACCAGUAAGUGGGAGAAGAAAAUAAAGGGAAGGGGAGUAACAUGGACAAGAUUCCCAAUGGCUCACCAUCAGUUUUGAACGAACCAAAUCUUCUGACGUAGAAGAAUUGACAAUAAGUAUGUUACAAAAUAAAAAUCAAAUCGAAGAGCAAAAUCAAACCACUGAGCUUGGUGUUAUUAUCAACCAAUUAUUCGCUGUCAACUUCUCUCUAUCCUAACAGCUCAUUGUGAUAUCUAUAUGUUGUCUGUCUCCACAUUGCAAGCCAUUUUAUUAUAAUGGCCAAAAAUACUCUCUGUAAUGAUUUGUGUAGGGAUAUCAUUUACAGUCACCAGCAAGAAAGAGGUCAAAGCCCUUUGUUUUUAUUAGGUACCUGAAGUGCAGUGGGCUACAUGUGUAUGUGCCUUUUUUUUCUCGAUCAGGUUAAAUCUUAGUUUUACUUGUUAUCAAGCAGUUAAUUUGUGUGGAAAUGUCAAUUAAGCACAGCAUCAGGUAAUGAUGAGCAGCAUAUGUGAUGGAGGAGGUGAGGGGGAAUAGCAAAAUAGAGUUGAAAUAUGAAAUGGAAUGAAUAUUCAAAAGUCUUCAAUGACAUCUGGCUUUAAAGCUUGUCAUCACCUCCUGUCAAAAUAAUUCUGCAAAAUAAUUCUUACUUAGUAAUGUUCAAAUUAUCAUCCAGAAGUGUGCACAAAGCAAGUUAACAUUGCGAAGAGCAUUUGUUACUUUUUUACUUGCCUGCACCUUAUUAUAUUUUGGGUAGGUUCAGUAUCAUUGACUUCUCCAGCAGGUGAGCCUUGACUCCAUAUGUCACAAAGACUGCCUUCACUUCAUCACAGAAUCCGAUCAAUUUAUUGCAUUCCCAGGGAUUGAAUGGAUUUUCACUUUGUUCCGGUUUAUUUAUCCCAAGAUGCAACAAUGCUACAGUGGACCAUGACUUGGCCUUUGAUGCCAAAUGGUAAAAGAUUGUCAAGAAUUACAGUGACACAAAGUACAUACUUCAGUCGUUAGUUUUGCAAGCAGAAUACAGGUAAUGAUCAAGCCUGUUGUGUUACAUUACGUAUUUGUAUUCUUAUAUCUUUUUCUGAUUCUUCCCUCUAAAGAAACUACCUAGUGUGAUUAUUCUAUAAAGGGGCCAAAUGUUAUAUGCCACUGCCAAUUGUGAAAUAAAGAGGGUGCCACCCCGCUGCACCCCACCCUUGCACCUUUCCAUCAGGCUGUGAGCUCACCCUCAUACUAUGGGAGGGCGGGCACAUGACAAAAUCAGCAACCAGCCCCUGUAAGUAAAUAAAUGAGAGUUACGUUCAUUUGACCCCAAUAUCACCCUAAAUACCCUGCCCAAAUGGUCAUGGGGCUGAUUGGCAGGAAGGUGGGAGUGAGUAACCCAUUUUUCUUUAAAGAAGUUUGUCAAAUGCCAGGAAGGAAGGAUGUAUAUAUCAAGGGCACCACACUCCUUCCCCCAACCCCCUCAGAAGAUAGUGCCACUUCCUUCCUCCCACACGGACUUUAAUAUCCACCCUUCCAAUCUUCCAAGGUGGUCAAACUCUCCCCACCAAAUCCCCCUGAAUUUACCUGGGUAGGGGUUACAUUGCACUGCCUUGAUGGGACAGGUUGCAGCCCUGGCAGCUGCUGCCACCAUCAGAGCUGCCACUCCGAUUCAGAGGGUGGGAGUUUCUCUCCUGGAGGAACAGCUCUGCAGUAAUUUAGCCCACCCACAGUGUGAUGUGGCUGUGAGGUUCACUCGUUAUCUGCUUCUCAGGGUGGACCAUCUACUUCCACUGUAAAUCCUUUACCAAGACUCGGUGCAAACCUCCUAAUUUAAACCAACCAAGUUAAGAAAGACUGUUUUAAAUUCGCAAAUUAAAUCUAACAAGGAUUAUAGUUUGAACCAACCUUGAAGCUGUUUGUAUUUAUAUUGAGGGAUCUUAUUCCCUUCCACAGAUUCCUGAGAAACAUUGUAAUAAUCUUUAAAAAAGACUGCCUAAUUUUUAAUCCCUCUCUCUCUCUGUAUCAAGGUAGAAUUGCAGAAAUCAAUAUCUUGCAAACCAGAUUUUUGAAAAUAAUUUGUUUGGCCUAAAAGUACUAAUGGCACUACAACCCCCACUGUAACUCAGUAUUCUUUAUGAACCCUCUUUACACAACAAUUGUGAUUACCAUCUCACAUCAUGAUUAAACAUUGCAAUAAUAAUAAGUUGCAACGCUUAAUUGGAGAAGCAAGAAGGUAAUUUAUUAAAGGAACAGGAUUGUGUAAUGCUAAAGAUCACAAAUUUUAAGGAGAAAUUCAGCUUGUGCCAGAUCCUAAUGUGGAAUGGGUGGUGUUAUCCAAACGCAUGCCUCCAUUUUUAUGAAAUUGGAAAGCAAUGGAAACCUGAUGGAGACCUUUAGUCAAGCCGUGCUUAGAUCAUUGACAAUGUGGAACAGCUAUAUGAACCAUGUAUGGGGAUUUUAACCUAUGAAUUCGAUUACCAUACUUACGAUGGGGUCCAAUGUUGAGAACUCAAUUUCCAUAAUCAGAGCCGGAACUACUGUUCGGGUGAAUGAAGAGCACAGCAGAGUAUGCCACAGGACUCACCGACAUCCCAGACAACCUCAACAUGGCGUCCCAGCUCCUACACACAAAGGUUCGAGCGAUGAAGGAAAGCAUGCUAAGCGCCUUCUUAAGCACCCUGUCUACCCUGUGACACAACUUUCAAAGAAUUAUGUACCACUAGGUGUCUCUGUUCUGCAACACUAUCCAGGGUCCUACCAUUAAUUGUGUAAGCCCUGUGCUUGUUUGUGUUACCGAAAUGCCACACCUCACAUUUAUCCAAAUUAAAUUCCAGUCACCCUGUUAUCGGAAGGAUAUUAUUAAACCGGAGAGGAUUCAAAAAAGACGGAUGUUGCUGGGAAUGGAGAGUUUGAGAUACAAAAGUAGACUAGGACCUUUUUCACUGAAACUUAGGAAGUUGAGGGGUGACCUCAUUAGGUUCACAACAUCAUGAGGGCAUAGGUAAGGUGAAUGAUAAAGGGCCUUUUCUCCAGUGUGGAAUUCAAAACUGGGGAGCGUAUUUUUAGGGCGGGAGGACAAGGAUUCAGAAAGCUUCAACCUUAUUACACAGAGAUAAGAGGAACUACUGAUGCUGGAGAAUCCGCGAUAACAAAGUGUAAAACUGGAUGAACACAACAGGCCAAGCAGCAUCUUAGGAGCAGAAAAGCUGACGUUUUGGACCUAGUGUCUAGACCCAAUACGUCAGCUUUUCUGCCCCCUCAGAUGCUGCUUGGCCUGCUGUGUUCAUCCAGCCCCACACUUUGUUACCUUAUUGCACAGGGAGUGGUUCGCGUGUGAAUGAACUGCCAGAGCAAGUGGUAGAUGCAGGUACAGCUAAAAUGUUUAAAAGUCGUUUGGAUAAGUUGAUGAAUAGGAAAAGCUUGGAGGAAAAUGGGCCAAACAUUGGCAGAUGGGACUAGUUUGUUUUGGGAACAUGAGUAGAGUGGACUGUUUUGACCAAAAGGUCUGUUUUCAUGAUAACGAAAUAUGAGGCUGGAGCACAAAAGCUUCAGUGAUCUGUUUUCAUGAUGUAUGUCUCUAUAACUGGAAAGCACCGGGUUCCAGUUUGGCAACUGCCACCGUUCCCACAAAGUUUACAACUGAAGAUCCGUCCUUCCUGGUUUUAUGCCCAAAUAAGAGACAAGACUUGUUCAAUUUCACCCUUUAGAGUUAUCAACUACCUCCCCCACCCUAAAAAAACACCCUCCCCAUCCUGCUGAAUUUUAUACUCGCAUGCCAUAAAACUUUGGAGCCACAUAAAAUUUCAAUUCAUAUUCCAAUUAAUUUGUAUCAAUUGGAAGUUGCUGAAACUUAACAUAUCUUAGCUAGGUCAUCUGCCAGGAACGAAACCUACUAAGCACAGCACUUUUCUAAAUGUCAGAUCAUAAAACUCAAAACACAACAAAAAAAUUGGAGAAAAAGUGUGUACAAAUGGCUGGCUUGGUUUAGACAGCAGCAUUGUAAGCAUUAGUUCUUUUCCUGUGCUAGGAAAAACUAUCUUUUUUGCAAACCAAAAAAAACUCGGAAAGUCAACUUUGAGUAAAUGCCUCCAGAUUGGAAAUCACAGUGAAAUGUUUGAAUUACUGCCUGUCAAAAUAUUGUCAGUCUGAAAAUCUGCAAUUGUAAGGGUGGGCAUGAAGAAAGUGGGCUUCAGAAAAUUCCCAGACCCCACUUUUCCAUUCUGUCAUCACUUCAAAGUCAGUGUGAUGGUCUUGAUUUAUCUCCAUUCUGCACUGGAGAAAAUAAUCACCUUUAUCUGUUACAUGAAUGAAGAAAAUAUUACUCUAGAGUUGCCAUUCCAUGCCACAUAAACUAGAAGAUUCAUUUCAUCUACCCUGAUAUGUUUCCCUGACUACUAUAAUUUUUAAAGUCUUUAGAAUUUGAGAUAAUUUUCACCCAAAAUAGGAACCUAUUGGAAAUUCUUCUAAUUAGCCUGUUCAGUGAUGGUAUUACAUACCUCUGGAGCAAGUGGGACUUAAAUCCAUGCCUCCAGGCUCAGAGAUAGGGGCCGCUGUAGCUACCACUGUGCCAUGAGAACCGUAGGACCCUAUUGGAGACUCUUGAACAGGAUCUCAAAAACCUGUGUGCAUUUACUCUUGAAAAGCCCUAUCUUGAAAGGAACACAUGAUGUUGGAAAUUGUGUCCCCUAUUUCUGACAUACAAUUUGCAGAACAGAAGCAGGCCAUUUAGUUCAGCCGGUCUACUUCAUCUGAGUUUAUCAGCAAUACUGCAUGUCCCCUUCUCUCUCUCCAAGUACUUAAUUAUACGAUUGCCUCAAAAAUAAAUUUCUGACAUGGUUGAUAUUCUUUUGGUCCUUAUGGUAAAUGUAUUUUCUGUACACAUAGGUAAUAAACAAUAUUGUUUUGCCAUGGAAAUUUUUUUGUUUACAAUCUAAUAUAAAUAUUGCUUUCGGUAAAAUAUCUCUAAAUACGAAGGUUGUCUGUGACAAACCACAUCACUUAGCCUCAGUACUUUUUUAAAACAUGGUCAUAACGUUGUUGAAACUGCCCAUUAUUCAUUUCUUUAAGUUCUGUAUAAUCAGUGUAGCUGAAUAGUUAUGCUCGUUUUGAGAAUAUUUAAUGGUUUAUUUGUGGCCUGUCGUUUAGUACUGAGAUGUUGCAAAACAAUGUUAAUUUUUAGUGUGUGUCUUACUGUCUUUUUAUAUUAACAAUAAGGAAUGUAUAAACAAUUUCAGCUUCUUUUUCCUCCUUUCCAAAAUAUUUCCAUGUGACUUAAUCACGGUCUCUCUUUCUGGUUUUGUAAUCUAAGUAUGUAAUCCGUAAGGGUCAGUUCUUAAUGCCUUAAAAUAUUUCUGUGAACACCGUUAAUGUUAGCACAGUCUCUAGAAUGCUAAUGCAGAGUAUUUGCCUAAUCUCAUAUGUUUGAAGAUCUUGUGAUCUCCAUUCUAUGUAUUGCUAAGCAUGGAAGAAACUUGUAGGUAAAUAACUAAAUGUAUUCCUGCAUUUAAAAAAUAUAUAAUUGGUAUCUCAUUUUCUAAAAUAAAAGAAUGCAAGUACUCAUUA